Molecule: messenger RNA, 1137 nt
Organism: Parnassius mnemosyne (clouded apollo)
Lineage: Eukaryota; Metazoa; Arthropoda; Insecta; Lepidoptera; Papilionidae
Source: the annotation of a GenBank genome assembly
AUGCAGGGCGGCGGCGCGCCCGCCGCCGACGCCGAGCAGGCGCAGUUCGAGGCCGACAAACGUGCUGUAUACAAACAUCCACUCUUCCCUCUUCUGGCGUUACUGCUGGAAAGAUGCGAGCAGGCUACCGCUGGUGCGGAACCCCCCGCUGCGGAUGCCUUCGGCGCGGACCUUCAGGCGUUCGUGCAGCACCAGCGCCGCGACAGGCGGCCGUUCCUCGUCGACGACCCGGAAAUAGACGGCCUCAUGAUCAAAAGUAUACAGGUGUUAAGAAUUCACCUGCUGGAACUGGAGAAGGUGCAAGAGCUCUGUCGAGACUUCUGCGGACGGUACAUCGCCUGCCUCAAGACCAAGAUGCAGAGCGAGAACCUUUUAAGGACGGAUUACUCCUCAGGUGGCAUCGAGAGCAAUAACAACCUAUCGGGAACGAUGGAGGACCACUCGAGCACGUCCAACUCGCCUCAGUAUCAGUCUCCGCCGGCGCCAUUAGCAGCGGCCGCAUAUCCAGCCGUGUUCCCGUCGCAUCCCGCCGAGAUGCAUUACCCACCGCCACAACGCGACCCUGCGUCCAUGGUUGUCCAAGGUUCAACGCCAAUAAGUCAGAUCGGAGCCGGCAUGAUCACAGCGGAUUCCUUCACAGGAACGAACUCGAGCCAAUCGAACCUGUCGACGCAGUCCUGCUCAUCAGUGUCAGGGUCGCCUCCCCCCGAUGAAGAGGAGGAGGGCGGCAAGCGCGGCGUGCUGCCGCGCCAUGCCACGCAGGCCAUGCGCGCCUGGCUCUUCCAGCACCUCGUGCACCCGUACCCCACGGAGGAGGAGAAGCGGUCGCUGGCGGCGCAGACGCGGCUGACGCUGCUGCAGGUCAACAACUGGUUCAUCAACGCGCGCCGCCGCAUCCUGCAGCCAAUGCUCGACUGCGCCGACAAGCCCGGAGGAAAGAAAAGUAAAAACGGCUCGUCGAUAAGCAAAAGAUAUUGGCCAGAUGCACUUACCAACCCACAGUUUACUGCUGGCUUACUUUCUUCGUCUGAAGACGAGGAGCAAGAUGGCGAACAGUCGGGCGAGGAGCAGGAGGCGCAGGGCGAAGACACAAGCGAGCACACAAACUACCCCCCCAUUCAGCAACCGAUGCACUAG